CUGUUACACUAGGUCCAGGCACAUGGGCCAGGGCCUUUUUGUUUUUUUCCAUACACAUUUUUAGUCUGUUCUUUAUUGAACUCUCCAGGAGAGAGUAGAGCAAGCACAUGUCAGAUAGUAGAAGCUAACCGUUAGCAUUAUCAACUCUACAACAUUGAACUUGUUCAGGCUUGUAUUAUUUGCAAAGAUAAAAGUCAAUGUUACAAAACGAACUGAGGAAGUGGGAGAAUUGCAUUCUUGUUGGCCAAUCAGAGGCGAGAGAUUUAAACAAGAAUGACUUCAAAUGCUGUUUCCUGCUCCCCACUAUUUUGGCUAAUUUCUACUUCCUGAAACAGAAGCGCCAGAGCAUCUUUUUCACAUUAAAUGGCUCACACGGCGUUCAGUUAUACUAGACCACAGCAAAUGCAUUGGUAUUUUGACUAAAUGAUAGCUUUAAGGUAAUAGUUUGGGGUAAUACUGAUGUAAGAUAAUACUUUUCAUCUCUAUGUUUUGUAAAAAUUAUUUUAUUUUAUUAGGUCUUUUCAGUGAAGUUCAGUUUAUGCUUCAAUAAGAUAUAAGGAGUAAAUAUGUUUUCUACCAAGCGGUCGACAAGUUAGAGGCACAGUACAAAGCAUAAAUAUUCCUCAGUUUCUCUUCAGAUGGAGGAAUGGAUGCUGAAAAGGGGCAGUUACAUAAAGUGCUGCUCCGUUUGCACCAGCUGGCCUGAGCUGUGGAACACGGGGUUAAGCUCCCAAAUAGACGACUCCCCUUUAAGGACCCUUCGUUCCUCAGAUGUUUGGAUUAAAAAUACUGAAUUUGACUUCUGGCACUCAUCAAAUUUGGCAUUUCUUUUUAGUGUCAGGUUUUUAAUCCAUGUUGAUAUCAAAAGAAAACCAUACACAGCACAUUCUUUCAUCUUUUCUGUAGGUAUGUGCCCUCAUAAAUCCCCGCUCUGAAUCACAUAAUAUUCUUUGAAGAAACGGUAAAAUGCAGUGGCUCUGUAAUGAAAUGUCAUAAAUCAGUAAAAAUAAAAAGUAAUCAAUCAAUUCUGGCAGUUGGAGUGGAAAAUGAUUAUUUGUGGUUUAUAUAAAACAUAAUGUUGGGAGAGGAGGAGAGAGAGAGAGACCUGAGGACAUUUAGUUUUGGUAGAUGGGAGGGUGAAACAGAAGAGGAGAUGGAGUGAGUGAGGGUGUCUGGGAAGAAAACAUUCCAGCUUGCAAAUUUUCACUGGAAAAAAGUUAGAAUAGAUUAUCGGUGUUAGGAUCCAUGUUUUGUUAGAAGCUGUGCUGCAGGCAUGACUUUGGUUUCAGGAUGGUGGAUUUUCCUUCUGGGAGUUUUUAAAAUGACAGCAUGUCUAGCUGCAAACUACCCAUACAUUCACUAUAGAAGGCUCUGCUACAGGCCCUACUGUUACCAUGGAUACAACCUCGGGUAUGUGGCACCAGAUAUUGAUGAAUGCCAGGUCCAUAAUGGCGGCUGCCAGCACAGAUGUGUUAACACCAGGGGCUCCUACUACUGUGAAUGCCUCCCCGGCUCUCGCCUCCACGUGGACGGACGCACCUGCCUCUCUGUCCUUAAGUGUGCCAUCAACAACGGGGGAUGUGAGCACGUUUGUGUGCAGCAGUCUGCUUCUCAUUUUCGCUGCCGGUGCAAGCCAAAUUACAUGCUGGCAGAGGAUGGCAAGCACUGUCAAUUGCAGAAUCCUUGUGUGGAUCACAAUGGAGGCUGCAUGCAUCGGUGUCGAGUUGUGGGAGGAAAGGUGGAGUGUGACUGUAAAGCUGGCUUCGAGCUGGCUGAAGAUGGAAAAACCUGUGAAGACAUCGACGAGUGCAAGAAAGCCAGCUGUGCUCACGGCUGCCACAACACCCUGGGUUCUUACGCUUGCGUUUGCAACGCUGCCUAUGAGCUGGGAUCUGAUGGAAAACAGUGUUACAGAAUAGAGAUGGAGAUUGUGAACAGCUGUGAGAGCAACCAUGGCGGAUGCUCUCACCAUUGCCACCACUCGACCAGCGGACCAGUCUGCAGCUGCAACCAGGGCUUCCAGCUGGGCGAAGACCUCAAAACCUGCACUGAUGUGGAUGAGUGUGGAGAGCAGAGCUCCUGUUGUGAGCAGGACUGCACCAACUACCCUGGAGGUUACGAGUGCUACUGCUCAGCGGGAUACAGACUCGGCUCAGAUGGAUGUAGCUGUGAUGAUACAGACGAAUGUCUGGCUGCUAACGGGGGCUGCGCUCACACAUGUCAGAACACUGCUGGUUCCUUCCAGUGCUUCUGCCGUCGGGGUUUCCGACUGGACGAUGAUCGACGCUCCUGCAUUCCUCUUGAAGGUGCGAUCGAAGCCUUUUCCAGCGGAGGAACCAUCGAGUUGCCUCUGGUCCGGCCUCAGCUCACCUUGCUGCAGGAUUACAGCCAACUCCUGGAGCGCUUUGAUGACUACGAAGAUGACGACAGGGAGCUGAGGGCUGAGAGCAGCCUGGCAGAGAAGUUUGUGUGUUUGGAUGACACUUUUGGCAGCGAUUGCAGUCUCACGUGUGACGACUGCACUAAUGGGGGAACAUGCAACAUGUGGAGGAAUGGCUGUGACUGCACGAAUGGAUGGACAGGAAUAAUCUGCAAUCAGACAUGUCCCGAGGGGCAUUUUGGUAAAAACUGCUCGUUUGCCUGUAAAUGUAAAAAUGGGGCCAGCUGUGAUCCGGCCACUGGAAGCUGCCGCUGCCCUCCGGGUGUGAGUGGAGAUCUGUGCCAGGAUGGCUGCCCUAAGGGCUUCUACGGAAAGUUGUGCAACAAGAGGUGUAACUGUGCCAAUAAUGGCCGCUGCCAUCGGACUUAUGGAGCUUGUCUGUGUGAUCCAGGACUCUACGGACGCUUCUGUCACCUCCCCUGUCCCAAGUGGACAUUUGGAGCCGGAUGCUCUCAGGAGUGUCGCUGUGAUCAGAAAAACACUAAGGAGUGUCACCGUCAACAUGGGACUUGUGUUUGCAAACCUGGUUACCAUGGAAACACCUGCAAAGAGGAAUGUAAACCAGGAUCUUAUGGAUUUGGCUGUGAGAGGAAAUGUUCCUGUCCACCAGGAGUGUCCUGUGAUCAUGUGACUGGAGAAUGCCAACGGAAAUGUCCUCCUGGGUAUCACGGAGAGAAAUGUGAACAAGAGUGUUCAGAAGGACAGUUUGGAACUGGUUGUGUCCAUCCUUGCAACUGCAGCAGAGCUCCAUGCGACAAAGUGACGGGGCAGUGCCAGUGUCCAGCCGGGACAUUUGGACAACACUGUGAGAACUUGUGUCCGGAGGGUUUCUGGGGUCUCGGCUGCAAACAAACCUGCCCGGCUUGUGAGAACGGAGGAGUGUGUGAUAAACACAGCGGCUCGUGCAACUGCCUGACCGGAUUCAUAGGAAGACUGUGUCAAAACUCAUGCCCGAGUGGAAACUUCGGUCAAAGAUGCCAGAUGAAAUGCGUGUGUGAGAACAAUGCUCGCUGUGACCCAGUGAGUGGGCGGUGUAGCUGCUCCCCUGGGUGGACUGGACACAACUGCGGGAAAGCCUGUGAUUCAGGACACUGGGGAGCUGACUGUGCAGAAACCUGCAACUGCAGAAAUGGAGAUGGUGGAUGUGAUGCUGUGACGGGCCAGUGCAUCUGUGAGGCUGGUUUUACUGGAAAUCGUUGCGAUCAGAAGUGCCCGGCGGGUAUGUUUGGCCUUGGAUGUCUCCAUCGGUGUCAGUGUGAAAACAGAGCCUUGUGUGACCAUGUGAGUGGAGCUUGUACAUGCCAGGUGGGAUGGACGGGCACCUUCUGCGAGAAGCCAUGUCCUCAGGGCUUCUAUGGUCUGGACUGCCAGAAGAAGUGUUUGUGUCUGAAUGGCGGGAGCUGUGAUCACAUCACCGGCAUCUGCUCUUGUCCAAGUGGCUGGAUCGGGCCUUCCUGCAACCUGACAUGUCCAGCUGGCUUCCAUGGGAAGGGAUGUAACCAAACCUGCGUGUGUCUGAAUGGUGGCAUCUGCCACCUGGCCAGCGGAGAGUGUGUGUGCACGCCGGGCUGGAUCGGACCCAAGUGCGCAGACGAAUGCCCCGCUGGCUUUUAUGGAGCAGACUGCCAGCAGCGCUGCUUGUGUCAGAAUGGAGCCACCUGUAAUAAAACUGAUGGAAAAUGUUUGUGUGAGAGCGGAUGGACGGGAACAGCCUGUGAACUGGAGUGUGCAGCAGGUCGUUUUGGAGUGGACUGCCAGCAGAUGUGUGAUUGUGAAAAUGGAGGCCAGUGCAACAUAAAGACGGGCCGCUGCCGCUGCACCAGCGGCUGGACCGGAGAUCGCUGUGAUGAAGCGUGCAAAUCUGGCCUGUUUGGUGUCAGAUGCAAGGAGAGAUGUCGGUGUGCGCACGGGGCUUCCUGUCAUCACGUGACUGGGGAUUGUCAGUGUCCGCCGGGGUGGAGGGGGAAGCUCUGUGAUAAAGUGUGUUUGCCGGGUAUGUUUGGGGAGCGUUGCAUGCAGCGCUGCAGCUGUGCACAGGGCACGUCCUGCCACCACGUCUCUGGAGAGUGUGGCUGUCCUCCUGGAUUCACAGGAAACGGCUGUGAACAGACUUGUAUCCCAGGAACAUUUGGACUAAACUGUAAUCAGGUCUGCCAGUGUUCAGAGACGAACCAGUUCUGCCACCCGGUGUCUGGAUUGUGUUACUGCGCUCCAGGUUUCCUUGGGCCCAAAUGUGACCAAAUUUGUGAAGAUGGUCGAUACGGUCCAAGCUGUGAGCGAGAGUGUCAAUGCAAAAAUGGAGGGAAGUGUGCUCCUUCAACGGGAGUGUGUGAAUGUCCAGCAGGAUUUAUUGGACCACGCUGCAACAUCACGUGUCCUGCCGGGCGUUACGGAGUCAACUGCUCUCAGGUGGCCCUGUGUGGCGAUGGAGCCCAGAACGACCCAAUCACAGGUCGAUGUGUGUGCGCCCCUGGUCGCAGAGGAGAGGGCUGUAAUCAAGGCUGCCCUUCAGGCUGGUUUGGAGCAGAAUGCAACCAACGCUGUAAUUGCAGCAACCAAGGACUGUGCGAUCCUGCAACCGGCAACUGCACCUGUGGUCUGGGCUGGACGGGUGAUCGCUGCGACAAAGAGUGUCCUGCGGGCCGAUUCGGUGCCAACUGUCAGCUAAAAUGCAGCUGUCACAAUAAUGGCUCUUGUGACAGAGUGAUGGGGACGUGUCGGUGCGGUCCGGGCUACUACGGACUUCUGUGUGAACAUGCUUGUCCUCCCGGUUUCCACGGGCCGCUGUGUCAGCUGCAGUGCGACUGUAUGAACGGCGCCUCCUGUCAGCCGGUGUCGGGCGAGUGCGUCUGCCCUCCAGGAUACCACGGAGCCCUGUGUCACAGGGUGUGUGAGCGGGGCCGCUACGGUCAGGACUGCAUCCAGGAGUGUGACUGUGACAACCGGACUCCGUGUGACUCUGUGACCGGAAAAUGCUUCUGCCCUCCAGGGAAGACUGGACCCAGAUGUGAUACUGACUGCAGAGCCGAUCGUUACGGGCCGGACUGCACGGAGACGUGCGAGUGUGAGAAUGGAGCCCCGUGUGACCGUCGCAGUGGCCGCUGCCUCUGUCCUCACAGCUGGAUCGGACUUCUCUGUCAGGAAGGGGGGCCUCCGCGCUAUGCCCAUGGGAGCAGCAGAGGGGACUUGCAACAUAUUACACCAGCUCCAUCUAGCAGGAGAACUAAAACAGAUGAGCCAGUUUUUACUGAAGAGGCUGAAGUGAAAGGACGAGUCUGACAGGAUGAACAGGAAACAAACUGAUGAGAAGCAGAGACUCCAAACUGGAUCAGCGGGAUAAAAGUGACAAUAUUCCCACCUUCAAAGUGCAGAGUGAGAGACUGUGUUUGCCUCCACAGCACUUUCAGCGAUUAUGUUGCAGGUACUGUAUAUGAAUCAUCUGACAACUCAGAGACUGAAUCCGAUGCUGAGGUUGUUUUAGAAAGUAGAUCUGAAGAGUUACUGGAACAGGUUGUGUAUAAAUUGCUUCGUAUUUAUAUUUUAAACGGAUGUUUACAGAGCAAAAAGACUUUAAACCAACCACCCACCUUCUUAAACAUCCCAAAUAAAGACAGACACACCCAG
Messenger RNA from Nothobranchius furzeri (turquoise killifish), 6064 nucleotides. It is a transcript of the gene megf6b, whose product is annotated as multiple EGF-like-domains 6b. NCBI's taxonomy places the organism in Eukaryota, Metazoa, Chordata, Actinopteri, Cyprinodontiformes, Nothobranchiidae. The record is from RefSeq and is a predicted model, not a curated record. Gene Ontology annotation, molecular function: scavenger receptor activity; calcium ion binding; protein binding.